This is a messenger RNA of Drosophila innubila, 5238 nucleotides long. RefSeq names its product pleckstrin homology-like domain family B member 1. The record is from RefSeq and is a predicted model, not a curated record. Gene Ontology annotation, molecular function: protein binding. The coding region runs from base 582 to 4511 and encodes 1309 amino acids. NCBI's taxonomy places the organism in Eukaryota, Metazoa, Arthropoda, Insecta, Diptera, Drosophilidae. The transcript is spliced from 10 exons.
GAACUGGCGCAACGGCGUCUGCGUGCGUUUACAAAUUAUUAUUAUUAUUUUUUUUUUGACAAUUUGUUUUUGUUGUGCAUUGAAAGCUUGUUGUGAUUGAAACUAGACAAAAAGCAAUGAGUAAUUGAAUAAAGUGUUUGCAUUUGAAAUUUGUGAGCUUUGCUAUUGAUAAAUUUAAUUCACUUUUGUUGUUAUUGCGGUUUUACAACGCCACUAAACUCGUUUACCAACACACACUGCGUUUGUGUUCGUUUGUUUGUAUUCGCAUUAAGCUUCAUGCUUGUUGUUGCGCGCGGCAUUCAGAUGUAAAUUGCAUACACAAAACGUACAAGAUUAAUGGAGAAUUAGACUAAGAACUAAAUUAUAUUCAAUGCAUUCCUUGUUGCCGCGCUGCAACACAACAACAACGACAACAUUAAUAAGCAACCACCAAGAAAGCAAAACGACGACACCAACGUUGGCAAGCACAACAACAACAACAGUAGCAGCAGCAGCAACAACAACAACAAUAACAAAGCACAACAGUUGGUAAACUGUAGCAACAGUUGAGGCGGCAAAAAGAAAUACAUAUAUUGUAAAAGAUGUCAUUGACGAAAAAGGAUCCGUCGCUGCGUGUUGCCGCCUCUGAUCCACAUUUGGUUAGCCUAGGGGGCGGCCGACUUAGCACCGCCGUCACCAUACACUACAUACACAUCGGUGACACAACAAUCGGAUCGGCGCCAAAUUGCAGCAUCUCGUUGAACGGAAGCGGAGUGCGUCCACUGCAUUGCACCAUCUAUAGGAGUGAGGAUAACGAGGUGACGCUGGUGCCAGAGCCGGAGGCGCGAUUGCUUAUCGACGGCGCCCACAUUGAGGGAGAGGAGGUGAAACUAAGCCAGGGUGCAAUGAUCACCAUUGGCAACUCGAAUUAUCUGCGCUUUAAUAAUCCAGAUGAGGCACAAAUGAUGCGAUCCGCAAUGGGAUCCAAUGAUAGAAUCUCGAUGCCCCAUAUUGAUUUUACACAACAAUCGUCGCGUCACGAGAGUCACGAUUAUAAUCAAUCUCACGAACUGGAGAGCUUUUAUGAGAGCAUCAUAAAUCCCUUCAAGAAUAAUCAUAAUACAACCAGUAAUAGUAAUAGUAGUAGAGAUGGUUCCAAUGUGGAUCUAAAUGGUGUACAGUGUCCAAAGGUAUUCAGCUCCGAUCUGGUAACAGUCAAUAUGCCAGCACGGGAUGUGCUUGGCCAGAAAUAUGCGAGCUUUGCGCGUAAUCUGGCCGAGAAUCAUCGCAGCGAUAAGCAGUUGAAUAAUCAAUAUGCCAAAAACAUAUCCAGUAAUGUUAAUGUCAAUGGAAUUGGACACAACUCUGGCUACUGCAAUGUGCCCAGCAAUGCAGCUGUCUACAAACAACAACAACAGCAGCAACAACAUCAGCAGCAGCAGCAACAACAACAACAACAGUUGGGACAGGAACUGCUGAGCAAGGUGAACAAUGAUCGCUAUGAUCGUUAUCCAAAGCCAGGCACCUACACAGCCGGCGGAUUGCAGAUCUAUGCAAUGAAUGGCAUCAAUACGGAGCUUAACAGCGGUGCCGAAUUGGAGGAUAUGCUCAAGAUUUGCACCGAGUAUGCGGAUCGGCAGCAGGAACAGCAACGGGAACAACGGGAGCAGCGGGAGCAGAGGGAGCAGCGGGAGCACAACAACAGCAGCAACUCGAAUCACACAACGUUGCACAAUGCGAGUGCUGGCAGCAUCACAUCCUCGCCCAUUGUCCAGAAUCGCAUCAAGACAAAUGGUUCAUUGCCGCGCGACAAGAAGUCAACGUUCCAACAGCAUGCGGGUAGCAGCAGUAACCUGGCAUUGAUUAGCAGCUCAUCGGGCUAUGAGAAUGUACGACUGCUGGGUCCAAAUCGUGUUGAGAUCAAUGGCCAACUGCAUGUGUCAUCGGGUGUGGCACCUUCGGCUGCUGCUGUUGCCGUUGCAACAGCCACGUCGAGCAGUGAGAAUCUGGUGGUCAGCACUGGUAAAUAUGUGCCACAAAGUCCACGCACCAAGAUACGCACCAAUUGUCUGUCCCCCAAGAAGGAUGCCUCCUUCAAUGCCGCAUUUGCAUUGAUACCACCGCCGCAGGCAUUGCCCAUAGCUGUGGUGAAGCCACCGUUGGCACCAAAACCACCGCCUCCCAAUCAACAGCGUGACUACGAGCAACUCUUCAAGUCCUUUGAGCGCAAACAACAGCUGGAACAGCAACAAAAGCAGCAGCAGCAACAGCAACAACAACAACAACAAGUUCACUUGACGCCCGCCAAACGCUCCAAUAAGAAUAUCAACAAUCUCACCCUCAAGCUGAACGAAUCUUCCUCAGCGAAUGCAUCGCCAAAGCCGAGUCGAAAACCAGCUCCAGCGCCGCGUAGCAUCAAUGUGGAGCAACGUCAACGUCGCGAGCUUCUUCAGCGUCGCAAGCAACUCAAACGAGAACUGGCCGAGCUGCCACCGAAUAUGGAUCAUUCCGAGCUGGAAGCAAACGAACAGUCCGCAAAUAAUCCGUUGACAAGACCUGGAACUCCACGUCAGCAGCUGCAGGCGCUACAGAAUCGCAUCCAUCGCUUGGAGGCACAACGCAAUGCCACACGGGUGAUGGAGGAGAAUCAGCAGGCGAAGCUAAAGCAAUCCAUCGAAAUGAAGCAGGAUCAGCUGAAUAAACUGCGCGCUAUGCUGAAGCAGAAACCGAACAACGCCUGCCUCAAGGAGGAGCUGGAGAAUGUGUGCGAAUCGUUGGACAGCGAUCGUAAGACAUUUGAGGAUCUGGAGUUUCAGUACUUUGAGGAGGAGUCCGAGCAUCAUGCGUGCCACGAGGAUUUAAAGCGACAGGAGCAACGUUUAAUGCUGGAAUCGGAGCUGGCAUCCUUGCGCAUUCAGCUGGGACCCGAUGAACCGGGCGAGGAGCCAACACCAUCGAACAGUGGACGCAGCUCACCCAUUGCCAAUGGCAACAGCAAUAGCAACAGCAAUAAGAACAGCAGCAGUAAUCUGGUCAAUGGGGUCAUGUCACAGUCGCUCUUCGGCUCCGCCGAGCUGCUCUGCCCGAAGCGACGCAACGACGAUGAUCUAAUGUCCAAGAGUGUCAAUGAGAAUAUGUUUUACAACAACAAUAAGAUUGAGCUGCCACACGGCAACCAGGUGACGAGCACACCGAAGCGUCCAGCAUUGCAAGUUUACGAUGCUGGAAGCUGUGAACAGAUUAGCUUUAAUUUAUCGCUGCGUAGCGAUAGAUUCGAGGUGAAUCCGCUCGAGAGACGUGUCCCCUCGCAGGAUGACAUCGAUCGCAGCUGCAAGGUGGCCAACGAUGCCCCCAUUUCGGCCAGUCAAGGGGCCAGCACAAAAAUCUUUGACAGCAUCAAAGAGAUUGAACGCAAUCGUAAAUUGCUGUUGGCCCAGCAAGGUCAUCAGGUCAUCGAACACGAGCGCCAAAAGAUCUAUGAUCUGAAGAAGAAGAGCCACGACGAGGCACGCACUCAAUACUUGCGAUCAACGCAACAAACCACAGAGACGACAACUGAACUGACGGCACCACAACAACCACCACCACCACCAUCAUCACCGCCAACGAAUCAACCACAUGCCAACGGCGGCAAAGAUGCCAAGCUCUUUGAGAAAACGGAAAUGCAGAAGCUCACUGAGCCAACAGCAACAAAUCAGCAGCAACUACAGCAUGAAAAGGAAAUUAUCAAUGCGUCAGCUGAUGACAGUCCAAAAAUAACAACCACAACAACAACAAAUGCCGGUCAACAGCAACGUCACUCACAGCCGGAACUGGAGCAUCAUUCAAUUGUUGGCGUUGUGGCGCCCACGGCGCGCAGUCCACGUCCACUGUCCGAGGCGAACAACUGUGAGGCGUCCAUUGAGGCGCCCAAGUUUGCCAAUGGCGACACCUCGUUAGCGGACAGCACUAACAAGCGUGCCAGCAGCAACAGCAACUCACAGGACACGGCCUCGGCGGGCAGCGGCAGCGGUGGCAGCAGCAGCGGCGCCGGAACCGGAAGCAGCAGCACGGCCAGCGCCAAUGGUGAACGGAAACGUGCGCUGCCAAAGCACCAGCGACCAUUGACACGUUACCUGCCCAUCUUCUCGCCGGAUCUGAAUCUGCGCCAUCAUAUUGAGACCGCCGGUCAUCAGAUCGAUCUCUGUCCGCAUGUUUUUGUCGAUGCCCAGAGCUGUCGCGGUUACCUGCACAAAUUGGGCGCCACAUUUCAUGCGUGGUCGAGACGCUGGUUUGUGUUGGAUCGUCAGCGCAGUGCACUCAUCUAUUACUCGGAUAAGUCGGAGCGUAAGCCACGAGGUGGCGCCUACUUUGCCACCAUAGAUGAGGUAUAUCUGGAUCAUUUGAAUGCCUCCAAGAGCGGUCGACCACAUUGUACCUUCAUUGUGAAGACUAAGAAACGUAGCUACAAUUUACAGGCUGCCUCCGAUGCAGCCGCACGGAUUUGGAUUGACGCCAUCAUCACGGGAGCCCAGGGUAAUUUGGACUAUUGAGCGUUGUGUUGUGCAUCAAAGCAAAUCAAUAAGCUCAAUUCAACUGUAUAAUGUUAAUUAUAAAACUAUUAACUGUAAACUGUUUACUGUAAAGUUAUAGACAUUUAAGCGAGCUCAAUCUAUGAAUAUAGUAGUCUCUAGCCAGGUUACAUAACAUCUCUAUGUAUCCAAAAUAACAAACAAAAACAAACACAAGAAACCAAGCAACCAAUUUUGGCAACUAACGAAAUCCGAGAUUUCAGUACUGGACCAAAGUGAAGAAUGUAUUUUUUAUGCUUUUAAUUUGUCAUAAUCUAGCCAGCUAAGCAUUAUUUUUACAUACACAUACACAAUCACAGAUAAAAAUAUAUAUAAAUAUAAAUAUAAAUUUAUAUACAUCAUUAUUAUUAUGGACAGACCCAACGUAAAUAACGCAACCAUUUCAUCAACUAUAUGAACUAUAUAUUACUAAUAACCAAAUGGACCUAUGACUAUGUUUAUAUAUAGUACUUGAAGUUUUGAUGUGAAUUUAAUUUAAUUAUAAAUUUUAUAUAUAUGUAUACAUCAGAUGUCUGUGUGUAUUUUUAUAAAAGUUUGAGCAACGACACAGAUGAAAUGAAAACGAUUUUUUUUUACAUUUCUGUAUUAUAAACUAUUGUAAAGCAAAACGGACUUAAAACAUACUUUGUGCUCAGGCAACUGUAAUUGAUAAUCAAAAAUAACAAAAUUAAAUACAAAUUGAUAAAAA